This is a messenger RNA of Plodia interpunctella (Indianmeal moth), 649 nucleotides long. It is a transcript of the gene RpL12, whose product is annotated as Ribosomal protein L12. Gene Ontology annotation, biological process: translation. Gene Ontology annotation, molecular function: structural constituent of ribosome; large ribosomal subunit rRNA binding. The record is from RefSeq and is a predicted model, not a curated record. Gene Ontology annotation, cellular component: ribosome; cytosolic large ribosomal subunit. The coding region runs from base 137 to 631 and encodes 164 amino acids. NCBI's taxonomy places the organism in Eukaryota, Metazoa, Arthropoda, Insecta, Lepidoptera, Pyralidae. The transcript is spliced from 4 exons.
ACGUUCAAUUUACAUUCUUUUCUUGGCGAACUGCAAAGUUGCGAGAACGUCUUUAGGACGAUUCGCCUUUUAAUCCGAGUUCAUCUGCUUGGAUUUGUUUUAUUUUGUGAAGUUUUCACUAUAAUUACUUAACACAAUGCCGCCCAAGUUCGAUCCUAACGAAAUUAAAAUCGUUAACUUGAGAUGCGUCGGUGGAGAAGUCAGUGCAACAUCAUCUCUGGCUCCUAAAAUUGGUCCUUUGGGUCUCUCCCCCAAAAAGGUUGGUGAUGACAUUGCCAAGGCAACCAGUGACUGGAAGGGAUUGAAGAUCACAGUGCAGCUGAUUGUCCAGAACAGACAAGCACAGAUCUCAGUGGUGCCAUCUGCUGCUGCCCUUAUCAUCAGAGCGCUAAAAGAGCCCCCACGGGACCGCAAGAAGCAAAAGAACAUCAAACACAAUGGCAACAUCACACUUGAAGAUGUCAUUGGUAUUGCCAAAAUCAUGAGGCCCCGUUCGAUGGCCCGAGACCUGUCUGGCACAGUCAAGGAGAUCCUCGGCACAUCGCAGUCUGUGGGAUGCACGAUCGAUGGCAGAGCUCCACAUGACGUCAUUGAUGAUAUCAACAGUGGUGCUCUUACUAUUGACGAAUAAAUAUUGGUGAUAAGAUUA